This is a messenger RNA of Solanum lycopersicum (tomato), 779 nucleotides long. RefSeq names its product non-specific lipid transfer protein GPI-anchored 7. Lineage: Eukaryota; Viridiplantae; Streptophyta; Magnoliopsida; Solanales; Solanaceae. The record is from RefSeq and is a predicted model, not a curated record.
AAUGCAGAAUUUCUGGAGGAAAAAAAAAGUACGUAGAACGCCUUUUCUGUGCAAAUUGAAAAAUCAAAGAGAGAAAAAUGUUCUCAUCCAAAUUCUCGUGGCUAAUCACGGUGGCGAUCUCGGCGGCGCUACUGUCGGCAACCAUCACGGAUGCCCAAACGACGUCGUGUGCUUCUAAACUAGUCCCCUGUGCACCUUUCCUCAACUCAACGUCGAAACCAUUGGCUUCUUGUUGUGACCCACUAAGAGAAGCCGUGACCAAAGAUCUUCAAUGUAUCUGCAAACUUUUCGAAAAUCCGACUUUAUUGCCUUCUCUCGGUAUUAAUGUUACUCAAGUUAUUGCACUUCUCAAAAACUGUAACAUUCCUGGCAAUGUUAACACUUGUAAAGCUGGUGAUCCAAGUUCUCCUUCUCCUUCUAAAGGAACGGCACCAGCGGCUGCUCCUAGUUCAAGUUCUCCUUCUGGGAAAACGCCACCAGUCACCACCCCAGCUUCAAAAGAUAAAAACGGAGUGAGCACGGUUGCAUGGACUGGAAUGUCAAGCUUACUCAUGCUCUUUGCUUCGUUCGUGCUUGCUUAGUUCACAGAGUGUGUCCUUCAAGUACUGGGUAAAUGUUGGUGAAUUUCUUUGUUUCAGUAUUUAUUUAGGGAAUUGAAAGAUUGUACUCCAGACUUGAUCGCUUUUAUUAUGUGAAGUUUCCAAUUGAGAUGAACUAAAUGAAGCUAAAUUGAUGUAUGAAUCGUAUUGCAUAAGUUGUGUUUGCAUGUUCUUGGUGUA